AUGUCGGAUAUUAUUGAACAAUCGGUUUGUAAAAUUGAUGAACUUCAAAUCAAAGAGAGAAAAGUUGUACGAAUCGAAAAUGUAGGAAUUGUUUUAUAUCGUAAAACGGAAACAGAAAUCAUUGCAUUUGGUAAUAAAUGUUCACAUUAUGGUGCACCUUUAAUCAAUGGUGUUAUUUAUGGUGAUUAUGCAAUAUGUCCAUGGCAUGGUGCUUGUUUUAAUAUUAAUACCGGUGAUAUUGAAGAAUUUCCUGGCUGUAAUAAUAUUCCAACAUUUGAGAUUGAAAUCCGUGAUGAUGAUGUUUAUUUACGUGCAAAAAAAGAACAAUUUAUUAUUUCAUUACCGAAAAUACCUAUUGGUCGUGAAUUAUCCAAUGAACAGACAAUAAUUAUUAUUGGUGGUGGUCCAGCCGGUUUUCAAUGUAUGGAUACAUUACGUAAUGAUUUACGUUUUGAUGGUCGUAUCGUUCUUGUAUCGCAAGAAGAUGCUGUACCAUAUGAUCGUACUAAAUUGAGUAAGAAUCUUGCCUGUAAAUUGGAAAAUAUUGUAUUACGUAAUGAAGAUUAUUAUCAAAAAGCACAGAUUGAAUUAAAAUUAAAAACAAAAUGUGAAAAUCUUGAUACCGAACUACAAAUGGCCUAUCUAUUAAAUGAUAAUGAUGACACUAUUGCCUUACAUUAUGAUAAAAUUUUCAUUGCAACUGGAUCCAGACCACGAAAAUAUCCAUCACAAGUGUUUGAGAAUAAUAAAAAUCUUGAAAAUGUUUUCUAUCUACGUACCUAUCAUGAUGCAAACAAUAUUAAUGACCAAAUAGAAGAUAAAAAUGUUAUACUCAUUGGAUCAUCGUUUAUUGUUAUUGAAAUUGCCUGUUCGAUUAUCAAAUCGGCCAAAACAAUAACAAUCCUUAGCCGUACGGAUGUUCCAUAUGCACGUACAUUAGGCAGACAAAUUGGUCAGGCAAUCAAAGAACUUUUGAUAUCAAAAAAUAUACGAUUCUGUUGUACAGGUACAUCAGAAUUGGAAUUUGAAUUGGAUUCAGAAUCAAAACGAAUAAUUCGUAUUAAAUCCGAAGGAUUACCGGAAUCACUUGAUUGUGAUGUUUGUGUUAUUGGUAUUGGUAGUAUACCGAAUACAGAUUUCUUAAAAGAUUCGCCGGAUAUUCAACUAUCGGAUAAUCAUUGUAUUAUUGUGGAUGAAAAAUUUCAAACAUCCGUAUCGAAUGUUUAUGCUGGUGGUGAUGUUUGUAUGUAUCCGAAUCGUAUAUUCGAUAAUGAAAUGAUGAAUAUUGCACAUUGGCAAACAGCACAAUCACAUGGUCGUCAAGCAUCAUUAGCAAUGAUGAAUCAAUUACCAAUGGAUAAUGAUAAUUCUGGUUUUCGUUCGGUUACAUUUUUCUGGUCAUCUGUAUUCGGUAAAGGUAUACGAUUUGCCGGUAUUAUUGAUGAUCCAGAUAAUUGUUAUAUUGAUGGUGAUCUUAAUGAUUUACAUUUUGCUGCAUAUUAUUUUCGUAAUGAUCGUGUUAUUGGUGUUGCUACAAUUGCACGUGAUCCAUUAGCAUCUGCAUUCGGUGCUUUAUUACGAGAUAAUAAAAUAAUCACCAAACAAGAUAUCGAAUCCGAUCCAAUGGCUUGGUUUGAAAAUAAUUUCUCCUAAUAUUAUCAUUAUUAUGCAAUAUUUGACGA
Dermatophagoides pteronyssinus (European house dust mite) is the source of this 1682-nucleotide messenger RNA. Its product is annotated as apoptosis-inducing factor 3. Gene Ontology annotation, molecular function: oxidoreductase activity, acting on NAD(P)H; 2 iron, 2 sulfur cluster binding. The record is from RefSeq and is a predicted model, not a curated record. NCBI's taxonomy places the organism in Eukaryota, Metazoa, Arthropoda, Arachnida, Sarcoptiformes, Pyroglyphidae. Gene Ontology annotation, cellular component: cytoplasm.